This is a messenger RNA of Peronospora matthiolae, 672 nucleotides long. The record is from the annotation of a GenBank genome assembly. Lineage: Eukaryota; Oomycota; Peronosporomycetes; Peronosporales; Peronosporaceae.
AUGGCGAGCCCCGACGCGUGCAAGAGCCUCGCGGAGCAGCUGCGUCAAGAGCGGAAGAAGCUGACGCUUUUUCAACGACCUCUGAGCGUCUUGUACCACUUCAGUAUCGUGUUUUUGCGCUUUGUCAAGUGGCUGGCACUCCGGAUCCAGCGCAGUUCCGCCACGCGCUUCGUGCUGCUUCCACUACUGCUGCUGUGGCUCGUGGCCUCGAGUCGGGACGGACCGCACCGCCCACUCUUGGACGAGAUCAAUCAGAGCGUCAAGUUUGUAGUCUGGUGGGUUGGACUAGGUGUGCUCUCAAGCGUUGGGUUGGGAACAGGUAUGCACUCGGGCGUGCUGUUCCUGUUUCCCCACAUUUUCCUGGUCGUGCAGGGCGCACAGGAGUGCCAAUCACUGGACUUUGACACUCGUCAUCACAUGUGGUUCCACCCGUUCGAAGCCAAUUGCACUCACGUCCCUCAAGUCUCUACCGUCACGUUUGUCGCUAUUUUUUGGAAAGUGUUUCUCCCGUGUAUGCUUUGGGGAGCAGGUACUGCAGCUGGAGAGAUUCCACCCUAUGCCCUAAGUCGUGCUGCUAAACUUGCUGGUCAACGCAAUGAGGAGUUUGAGGAAAUUGCCGAGUCGAAAUCUCAGUACAAUCUUAUGAACAGCAUGAAAGAUUGGAUGAUUUAG